CUUCCUCCCAGCUUGACUGAAGAAGAAGAAAGAAGCGGAACGGAGCCAAAAACAACAAACAAAGAAAAGAAAAAUGGCGUCGUCAAGGGGAAGUGGGAGUGGAGUGGGAGCGGAGAUGGAGAAGAUGAGCGUAGAGCAGCUCAAGGCCAUCAAGGAGCAGAGUGAUCUCGAAGUCAAUCUCCUCCAGGACAGCCUCAACAACAUCCGCACCGCCACCUCCCGCCUCGAGAUCGCCUCCUCCGCCCUCCACGACCUCUCCCUCCGCCCCCAGGGCCAGAAGAUGCUCGUCCCCCUCACCGCCUCUCUCUACGUCCCUGGGACUCUCGAUGACGCUGAUAGAGUCCUCGUCGAUGUUGGCACCGGCUAUUUCAUCGAGAAAACGAUGGCCGAAGGCAAGGAUUACUGCGAACGGAAAAUCAAUUUGCUCAAGUCCAAUUUCGAGCAGCUCAUUGAGGUGGCUUCUAAAAAGAAAAGCAUAGCAGAUGAGGCUGGAGCGGUCUUACAGGCAAAGUUGAAGCAGUUAUCUCCUGCGUCAUGAUGAAGUAUGUGUUCUAUUAAAUGGACCGUGGUCCAAUCUACCUCAAAAGACUUGUGUUGGCAGAACCUGCUCAGUCAGACGGUCUCAAAACGAUGCUCUUUCAGCUCUGUAAUGUGUCAAUUCCUUGGAGUCCAUCACAGCAGUACCUCGGGCAGGUAUUCCCACUCUUCAAACAGAGAGAGAGGGGUAUCUAAUCUAGCACUGCAGGGCUUGAUCAUGUGUCUGCGAGUCGAGUACUUCCUGGGUUUGUGCCAUUCUGUUCCUAUGAGUGUCAUUGAACACUGUCUUUGUUAUGUAAGUUGUGUUCCUUCUCUCUCACGUUUUAAGGAAGAUUAUUAGCUUCUCUCUCUCUUUUUUCCCGGCAUAUCAGCCCCCUGUUUAAAGCAUGGGUUAAUUUAAUGAGGAGCUGGGAGAUAAUGAUAUAUAGAGAUUUCCCAUAA
Messenger RNA from Punica granatum (pomegranate), 978 nucleotides. NCBI's taxonomy places the organism in Eukaryota, Viridiplantae, Streptophyta, Magnoliopsida, Myrtales, Lythraceae. The record is from RefSeq and is a predicted model, not a curated record.